GGUUUAACAGCGGUUGGCAUCCAACAAAUGUUGCCCCAGAAAGACUUCCAACUUGACAACAAACUUCAUUCUCUAGCCGUCGCGUAUCGAUGACAUCACGCCAUUCGGCCAUAUUUUCACCAGUGAAUCCUUUUAAACACAUUUUAUCUACGGUUCUCUUUUACAUUUACAUUUUUAUUAAAUGUCAAAUGACCGAAACAGAUGUGUUCAUGUUUUGUGCAAAAAACAUUAACACACACAACUCUGACUGGAUCCAUCGUCCAUGGGUACACGCCUUUGUUUUUCUGGCCAAUGAGAGUCGAAUGCGCUGUGAUUAACACCUUGUUUUCCACGACCCAGGCCAGGACAGAUUUUCAUGCAAGGAAUUUUAUUUUUUUGUCUCGACAGGUGAGUUGAGUCUCCGUUUACGUUUGAGUUCUGGUUGAAUUUGGUGACCUCCAACGAUCACUUUAUCAACACCAAAACCAAACCAAAAACCUUGAUUUAUGUAUCAAUAAAGCAGGGAGAGAAGAGGCACAGGAUUGCAGAAUAUUAAAAGGAGGAUAACUCCACUUAAUCUCCAUGGAUCUCUCCACUUCAUCCUCUGUUUCUGACACUGUCUGUGUGCUCUGGGGUAUGUACUGAGGUUAAUGCCACUUUGAGAUGGUUUGAUAUUGGUGACCUAGAUGCAUGGCAAUGUAUUAUAAACCCAGGGUUUCCUCUCUCCUCUGACUAGGCUGUGAGCUGAGUGACACCCAGAGAAAGGCAGUGUUUGAAAUAGAGGAGGAGGAUUUGUUGGAGCAUCAGUUCUUUAUUCGGACGGUCAGUCUGUUCAAGUCUUUAGUCCGUCUCCAGCCCUCUCCACACACCCCAUUAGCAGAGAUCACUUUGACUUAGUCUGUGAAACAAAAAUAAACAUAGUCCAAUGACAGCCCAACCCAUAAUCUCUGCUCCCCUUGUGUAUAGAUGUGUCUGAGUGCAGAGGCCAGCAAGGAGAUGCAUGUAGUGGAGGUACAGGACAGAGUUGGGGAAUACUCCAAGCCAGUGCCCAUUGCCUCUCUUCACCCUAUGUGCCAACCUAUGGUCAGUUUCAGUGGGUUUGAGCUCAUGCCACCUGUCACCUUCAACCUUCGCUCUGGGCAGGGCCCCCUCUUCAUUUCUGGACAGCAUGUGACAUGUAAGUAACUGAGAUAUGAGAAAAUUAUGUUAUUGUUGAGAGAAUGUCAUGAAAACAAACAUUCAGUAGAAACUAUUUGUAUGUCAAUUCUGGGACUCUGUUAUUUUAUUUGGCUUUAAGUUCAAUUCAAAUGAUACCUGGUAUUUGUGUGCUGUCAUAGUGGUCUUUGAGGAGGAGGAGGAGGAGGAAGAGGUCUUCUCAUCAACACACCCACUUGGUAAGUAAACAAAUCUAGAACUUCUAAGCUUCAUAAAAGGAUUACCUAUUUUGAUCCCUUAUGACAUUGUACAGUUCAGUAUGAAAUAGUUAUUGUGUUUUUAUUUCAGAUCACGUUGGGCUUCAGUAA
This is a messenger RNA of Coregonus sp. 'balchen', 1502 nucleotides long. NCBI's taxonomy places the organism in Eukaryota, Metazoa, Chordata, Actinopteri, Salmoniformes, Salmonidae. The record is from the annotation of a GenBank genome assembly.